GCCCGAGCCGGAAAGGAUGACCGCGUUGUAAGGCACGCGCGCGGACCGCAAGUGACUGCGGGUAGCACAUCGUGCGUCUUCGCGGAGGAUGUCGUUGGUCUAAAGGACGAGCCGCGGUCGCGCAACAUGUCCCAGUGCUUUCGCACGCUACCCGGUCGGCUGUCGGCGCUCGUCAGCGGCGGCGGUGGCCGGAAACCGCUGUCGAAGCUCGAACGUCUUCAGCUGCAGAAGAACGUGGCCGAGUCGUCUGCCUUCCUGAAGCAGUUCUUGGGUACACAGAGAGCAUUAUCUGUAAGGGCAAAUACCACAGGCAAAUCGGUACCUUUUGUGGGAUGUAUGUUUCCUGCGAAUUUACCGUUGGUUCAUCUCGACGUUCGCAAUCGGAGUGAAAAGCCAGCCAGACGACACGCCAAUGAUGAGAGCAAGAGCGCGACGAUGUACUGGGUUGAAGACCCGCGCAGGCUGCGCAAGCCACAAAGGCUCGGCGUCGACCUCCUGAGAAGCAAUAGACACGUGGCCUCAAUAGGAAUCGCACCGGACUCUGUUAAACUAUUUCAGACACAAAGCGUUACAGAAAAUGACAAAGCAACUUCAUUUCUAGAUAAUAGUAGGGUGAUUUCUUUAGAAAGUUUACGCAGUAGUCGAGAAAUAAAUAUUUACCAAAACGUCUUACUUACGUCUGACGACACGAGCGCGCUAAAGACUAGCUCGCAACAGCCGUCGCCACGAGAAAACGAGGGUAAACCAUCGCAGGAACAACUGCAAUCCAUAGUCGAUUGUCUUAGUCAAGAUUUACCAAAGCUGUUUAUAAAACCUCAGAAUUUCUCGAUAUAUACCCAAGAUUUAAUUUUUGUCAACAACAUUAGAGGAGUAACGACAACGGGACUUAUGAAUUAUGUGAAACAGCUGAUGCUGUUAAGAUUCGUCGGUCAUAUCAAGUUUGCUUACGUCAAAUUGGACAUCUUGAAGAUCACAAUACACCAUGAAAACGAUACCGUGCAGGUUCGUUGGCGCAUACAAGGUAUCACAGGCUGGAGGGUACUCACUAUGUUUUGGAAGUAUAAAAUUUGGAAAAUAAAAGAUGCCAUAAACACUAAUCAAGCAGCAUGGUACGAUGGCUUCUCUACUUUUUACGUUAACGCUGAUGGGAAAAUCUACAAGCACAUUGCAGACAAGAUGAUGCCCGAUCAAGACACAGCCACAAAGAAGGAAGACCUGCGCAUGGCACCGAAAUUAGCGCUAUUCACAGGUCUUGCUAAUGUGUUUGGUAACAAUCAGGAUUCCUUGAAUUGAACUCCGCCUUAAAAAUGUAAAACUACAUCAAUUAAAGUGACUCCACUGUCGGGUGUCAGAAUUACCCAAGUCGUCACAACGAAUAGAAGAGGGACGCUUUUUCCACGAUGGUUUCCGAGUGUUGCGGGCACAUCCAUUUCGUUGCAGAUGCAUCAUCACGGGACGAUGAUGGGUAGUAAAUAAGAGAGAUGUGAAUUAAAAAGAUGUACAUUACCUAAACAGUAUCUUUGCAUGAUUGCAAACUACCUACAUCUGCUUUUUUAAUUAGUAAUGGCAAUGUCCGAAUAAUUUUACAUUAGUGUUUCUGUACAAAAAAAAUAUGACGAUUAUAUUACAGUACAUAUAUUUGAAAAAUCAGCCGAUUGUUUAGUAGAAUUAGCAAAGCACCCUGUAUAGCAUCUAUUUGCUUCGCGAUAUGGAUUGUUGAUGUCACAUAAGAUUAUAUUAAAGUAAUGUUUCUUACAGA
Vollenhovia emeryi is the source of this 1759-nucleotide messenger RNA. RefSeq lists its product as uncharacterized. The transcript has 5 exons. The coding region runs from base 127 to 1293 and encodes 388 amino acids. The record is from RefSeq and is a predicted model, not a curated record. NCBI's taxonomy places the organism in Eukaryota, Metazoa, Arthropoda, Insecta, Hymenoptera, Formicidae.